Molecule: messenger RNA, 1701 nt
Organism: Physella acuta
Lineage: Eukaryota; Metazoa; Mollusca; Gastropoda; Physidae
Product: L-serine dehydratase/L-threonine deaminase-like
Biological process (GO): L-threonine catabolic process; L-serine catabolic process
Molecular function (GO): L-serine ammonia-lyase activity; threonine deaminase activity
Source: RefSeq, a predicted model, not a curated record
AACAACUCCAACUACUACGGCAGCACCUGCUUUAAAUGAUUUUCUAGCGAUGUUUGAUAAAGCAUGAAGUUGUCUAUAAAAUCGUCUAGAAGCCAUACCAAUCGGUUUUUGUCUGCAGAAACAUGGAGCUAAUUGGAGGUGGUGAUCAUAAGCCUAUUCAAGAUACAAUUCAUAAACAAAAGGUUUUUGAUAAGUUGUAUAUAGAAACACCAACCAUCUUAAGUCAUCCCUUGUCAAAACAUGCUGGACUCAAGGUUUACUUGAAGCUAGACAACCUGCAGCCUCCUGGUUCUUUCAAAAUAAGGGGGAUUUCACACAUGAUUCAAAAGGCUGUUGAUAAUGAAAGCUGUGAUCAUGUGUACUGUGCUUCUGGGGGUAAUGCUGGGAUGGCAGCUGCCUUUGCCUGCAGACAACUUGGGAUAUCAUGUACCAUUAUAUUGCCGAAAUCAACUCCGGCAUUCUUAGCUGACAGGCUCAAGCUUCUAGAUGCUGAAGUUAAGGUCCAUGGUGAUUUUUAUGAUGAAGCUAAAAUCUUAGCUCAGGAGCUAAGUACACAACCAGGAGCUCUUUAUGUACCAGCUUUUGAGCACCCAGAUAUUUGGGAAGGCCAUGCCAGCAUAAUUGAAGAAGCGUGUCGCCAACUGGAGGAGAAGCCUGGCCUUGUGGUGACCAGCGUGGGGGGCGGGGGAUUGUGUAAUGGUAUAGUGCAAGGGAUGAGGAGUGUGGGGUGGGAGGAUGUGCCAGUUCUAACAAUGGAGACAGAGGGAGCUCAUUCCUUUCAUGCUGCAGUACAAGUUGGGGAGGUGGUGACUCUGCCUGCUAUCACAAGCAUCGCAAAAACUUUAGGUGCUCUAAGUGUGUGCCCCACUACAUUGGAAUAUUACAAACAAGCUCGACCUCAACUUCUGCCUUACUUAAUCACAGACAAGCAAGCUGUCAAUGCCUGCAUCAAGUUUGCUGAAGAUCACCGUUUCCUGGUUGAGCCUGCAUGUGGCGCUAGUCUAGCAGCUAUUUAUAGCAACAUUGUCAAACAGCUGGUGACAGAGCAGAAGUUGUCAGAUGUAACUUCAGUCCUAGUUGUUGUGUGUGGCGGGUCCAUUGUCUCCACGUCUGUCAUGGAGGCCUGGAGGCAGGAGUAUGGUAUAUGACACUGUUGAUAGGGGAAACAUUUCAUAGGUGACACUGUUGAUAGGUGACAUUUGAUGACAUUGUUGAUAGGGGAAACUGUUGAUAGGUGACACGGUUGUUUUUAUGUCACUUUAACUGUUUAUGUAUGAAACUAUUCACAUAUAACAGCUAGCAGUGAUGUUACAAAACUGUUCAUUUGCCACACUGUUGUUGAUAUGUGAAAAAACUUGGUGCUGUAUUAAUUAAAGCUAAAACUGUAAAAAAGUAAGUUAUUUUACAAAUGCAUAUUCAAGUCAUUUUGUUGUGUUUAUCAUUAACCUUAGCCAAAAUCCUAGCCCUUCAAGUCUGACCUGAUAGAGAUACGUGCAAAAAAAUAAAAUCUUAAUAAUGAAAUGAUGAAGUAGAACCCUAUGAAUUUUUACAAAUUCCACUAUUUAAGCUAUUAAUCUAAGUAUGCUAUUUCUUUUUAUUCAAUAUCAACUAAUGCUAAUUGCAGGGGUUCUCUUAUUAUUAUAAUUAAUGUUAUAUUGUUUAUUUAUACAAGAUAACUAUUAGACUUGAUUUUCAGAUUAA